This is a messenger RNA of Zingiber officinale, 1917 nucleotides long. RefSeq names its product DUF21 domain-containing protein At4g14240-like. The record is from RefSeq and is a predicted model, not a curated record. The transcript has 13 exons. The coding region runs from base 128 to 1684 and encodes 518 amino acids. NCBI's taxonomy places the organism in Eukaryota, Viridiplantae, Streptophyta, Magnoliopsida, Zingiberales, Zingiberaceae. Gene Ontology annotation, biological process: magnesium ion homeostasis. Gene Ontology annotation, cellular component: intracellular membrane-bounded organelle.
CGGCUUCCUUCCCGAUCCGUGUAGUCGUACGCCUCUUGUUGUCCCGUCGCCGAGCCUCUUCGCGGUCGGUCGGAUCGGUGAGCUAAAGGAGGGGGGGAUCCGAGUGGGAUCACGAGGUAAGGCGACGAUGCACGCGAUUAAUGCGAUGGUGGCGGCGAGGAUGCUGACGACGGUGGCGUCGUCGGCGGUGAAUGACGGGGCGGUGAUGCUGAAGGGAGAGGACAUCCCCUUCGGGUCGUUUAUGUGGUACGCGUACGCAGGUAUCUCGUGCUUUCUCGUUCUAUUUGCGGGGAUCAUGUCGGGUCUUACCCUGGGGUUGAUGUCGCUCGGCCUCGUCGAGCUCGAGAUCCUGCAGCGCAGUGGGACUCCCAUCGAGAAGAAGCAGGCAGCUACAAUUCUACCUGUUGUUCAAAAGCAACACCAGCUUCUUGUAACUUUGCUUUUGUGUAAUGCUGCUGCCAUGGAGGCUCUUCCUCUCUAUCUUGAUAGAAUAUUCAAUCCAUUUGUUGCUAUUGUGUUGUCUGUGACCUUCGUCCUGGCUUUUGGGGAGGUUAUUCCUCAAGCCAUAUGCACAAGAUAUGGGUUAGCAGUGGGGGCUAACUUAGUCUGGCUAGUGCGAAUAUUAAUGAUCAUGUGCUACCCAAUAGCUUAUCCUGUUGGCAAGAUUCUAGAUUGUGCACUUGGACAUAAUGAGUCUGCACUUUUUAGACGCGCUCAGUUAAAAGCUCUGGUCUCUAUCCACAGCAAAGAGGCAGGAAAAGGUGGAGAGCUUACACACGAUGAAACCACAAUAAUAAGUGGGGCACUUGAUUUGACUGAAAAGACAGCUGAGGCUGCUAUGACACCCAUUGAGUCUACCUUCUCCUUAGACGUCAAUUCAAAAUUAGACUGGGAGGCUAUUGGCAAGAUUCUUGCUCGGGGCCACAGUCGUGUCCCUGUUUAUUCAGGGAACCCAAAGAAUAUUAUAGGCCUUUUGUUGGUGAAAAGUCUUCUUACAGUUCGACCUGAGACUGAAACACCUGUCAGUGCUAUAUCAAUUAGAAGAAUCCCCAGGGUGCCUGCCGAUAUGCCUCUGUAUGACAUACUAAAUGAAUUUCAGAAAGGAAGCAGUCAUAUGGCUGCUGUUGUCAAGUCGAAAGGGAAACCUAAGAGUAUGUCACUGACUGAUGGUGAAAAAUCUGGAGAAAAUAAAGAACUAAAUAUUGAAUCCAAUGCUACAACCCCUUUAUUGUCUAAGACAAAGGAAAAUUUGGACAGUGUUGUCGUCGACGUUGAUAGGUAUGAAAAUAAACUUAUUAGUGAAGAUAAACCCACGACUUUGCAACAGAAUGAUGCAGAAGCGAAGGUAGUUUCUCGAUUAUCAGAAGAUACCGAAGAAGGAGAAGUUAUUGGGAUCAUCACACUUGAGGAUGUUUUUGAAGAACUCUUACAGGAGGAGAUAGUUGACGAGACCGACGAAUAUGUUGAUGUUCAUAAAAGGAUACGUGUGGCCGCUGCCGCCGCUGCUUCUUCAGUCGCACGAGCUCCAUCUUACAGGAGGUUGACUAAACAAAAAUCCGCGGGAGCUCUAAGUCGGCAAGGACAACAGCCCGCCGGCAUCCUAAAGAAACCCACUGAAGGAGACUUGCACACGCCACGGCAUCAAGUGAACCUGGUGGAACCGCUAUUGGGAACCAAAAGAUAACAACCCUAAAAUUUUGCCCCAGAAGGAAUCUCCUCGUGUAGAAGCUUUGUGAUGCAUGUGUAAGAGCUAUUUAUCGCUGGUAAUGGAUGUAAUUAGCGAUUGCAAGUAAAAUAAGGACGGACGAUAUGGUUAGAGGAUGUGUAACCUAUCUGGACUCGGACAUUUGUAUGGUUAAGUUGGAUCCCCAUGGCUGGGAUAUAAUUUUGCUGAAUAAAGAUGAGUUAUUUGGUUUA